Messenger RNA from Symbiodinium sp. CCMP2592, 1743 nucleotides. NCBI's taxonomy places the organism in Eukaryota, Dinophyceae, Suessiales, Symbiodiniaceae. The record is from the annotation of a GenBank genome assembly.
AUGCGAUCUGACAUCAGCUACAACAACAUCAUCGACGGCGACGAGUUUGCACGAGCCCAGAAAGCCGCGGAUGAUUCCGCCGGACUCCCAGCCGAGCAAAUCGAUACCGAAUCCUUCUAUGUCACGCAGCACUACGAUCGUUACUCCGAGGAGAACCAUCGUGUUUGGAAGACCCUCUGGAACAAGCGCUGGGAUGUGCUUGAGCAGCAAGCUUCCGAUACCUACCUCACUGGACUCCGAGCGAUCAAUCUCGUUCCCGAUCGAGUGCCUUUGCUCUGGGGAACGGUCGAUGAUCCUUACGAGCCGGGACGCAAGAUCAAAGGCAUCAACGAGUACCUCCGCGACCUGACCGGAUGGUGCUCGCGAGGAGUUCCGGGAUACCUCCCAGCGAAAGCGUUCUUCAGCUGUCUGUCACGCCGGGAAUUCCCAUCGACCAUCGUCAUCCGACCUGAAGACAAGAUGGACUACCUCCCUGAGCCGGACAUUUUCCAUGAUGUGUUCGGACAUGUCCCGCUCCACGCGGACCCAGUCUUCGCGGACUUCCUCCAGACCUACGGCAAAGCCGCCCUCCUCGCCGGACCAGAACACGAAGAAGCACUUGCACGACUCUUCUGGUUCACUGUCGAGUUCGGACUCAUCUCCGAAGGCGGCAAACUCAAGGUCUAUGGCUCAGGAACCAUCUCUUCGCAUGCCGAGUCCGAGUAUGCGCUCAACGCUCCCGAAGGCACCGGAGGUCGCGACAACGGACAGAUCGAACGCCGACCUUUUGAUAUGGAUCAAGUGAUCAAUACGCCGUUCGAGAUCGAUCACUUCCAGGACAUCGUCUAUGUCCUUGAUAGCUUCGAGCAGCUUCGUGAUGCGAUGAACGACUACGCGAACCGAUCGCAUACGACCAGCGAAAACCAACAGAUCGAGCAUCGCAUCGACCUCGAUGCGUACCUCAAACGCAUCAACUACACCGGCCCAUCAGACCUCGCGCCCACGCUCGAGACGCUCAAGCAUCUCCAGCUUUGCCAUGCAAGUGCGAUCCCCUUCGAGAACCUCGAUGUGCUGCUGGGCCGACGCAUCGAUCUGAGCAUGCAAGGCAUCGAACACAAGCUCGUCACGAGCAAUCGUGGUGGAUACUGCUUCGAGCACAACAGUCUAUUUCUGCAUGUUCUUCAAGGGUUGGGAUUCGAUGCGAUCGGACUCUCCGGACGCGUGAUCUUCUCCUCGCCUCCUGAUGUCGUGCCCGCCCGCACGCACCUGUUCAACAGAGUCACGCUCGAUGGAAUCCCCUGGCUCCUCGACGUCGGAGUCGGCGGAUUCACACCCACCCAGCCCCUCCGGAUGGACACCCCAGACCCACAGCAAACCCCGCACGAUACGCGCCGGAUCAUCAGUUCAAACGAACCCACCCCGGAUGGAUUCGACCACUGGUUCCAUCAGAUCCUCAUCGAUGAUGAAUGGAGAAGUGUCUACGAGUUCACCGGAGAGCAGAUGCUGCAGAUCGACCGAGAGGUCGGGAACUGGUGGACCAGCGCCAGCCCCCAGUCCACCUUCCGCGACAAGAUCAUGAUCGCGAUCGCCGCUCCGGACGGCUCAAGACACACGCUCGCAACUCGCAAGUACACCCACCGAAUCCACGGCCAGCCCAUCGAAGAGAUCGACAUCCAAAGCUCACUCCAGCUCCUCGACAUCCUCGACCAACGCUUCGGACUCCGCUUCCCUCCUAACACCAAGUUCGGCAUCGACGGGCUCUAA